GCGCUUGCGCGGAGGGAGCCGCGAGACAGGUGCGCGUGCGCAGUGCGCGUCUGCGAGACCGACUUGGACGGACCCGAGCUGAGCCUCAGCUGCCUGUCGGUGGUCAGGGUUUUGGCAACUCCCUGGUGUGAGAGGGGUCGGGAGUGCUCCCGGCGGCGACGGGGCCGAGAUCACCAGCGGCCGGAGCAGUAGUCGAAGGCCCGGCGCGGCAUGUCCUGGGUGCCGCGGUGCGGGCAGUGAACGCGCGCCGGGCGGGAUGGGCCGGCGCCGGGCGCCAGAGCUGUACCGGGCUCCGUUCCCGUUGUACGCGCUUCAGGUCGACCCUAGCACUGGGCUGCUCAUCGCUGCGGGCGGAGGAGGCGCUGCCAAGACAGGCAUAAAGAAUGGCGUGCACUUUCUGCAGCUAGAGCGGAUUAAUGGGCGCUUGAGUGCCUCCUUGCUGCACUCCCAUGACACAGAGACACGGGCCACCAUGAACUUGGCACUGGCUGGUGACAUCCUUGCUGCAGGGCAGGAUGCCCACUGUCAGCUCCUGCGCUUCCAGGCCCAUCAACAGAAGGGCAACAAGGCAGAGAAGGCCGGUUCCAAGGAGCAGGGGCCUCGACAAAGGAAGGGAGCAGCCCCAGCAGAGAAGAAAUGUGGAGCGGAAACUCAGCACGAGGGGCUAGAACUCAGGGUAGAGAAUUUGCAGGCGGUGCAGACAGACUUCAGCUCCGAUCCACUGCAGAAAGUUGUGUGCUUCAACCACGAUAAUACCCUGCUUGCCACUGGAGGGACAGAUGGCUACGUCCGUGUCUGGAAGGUACCCAGCCUGGAGAAGGUUCUGGAGUUCAAAGCCCACGAAGGGGAGAUUGAAGACCUGGCUUUAGGGCCUGAUGGCAAGUUGGUAACUGUGGGCCGGGACCUUAAGGCCUCUGUGUGGCAGAAGGAUCAGCUGGUGACACAGCUGCACUGGCAAGAGAAUGGACCCACCUUUUCCAGCACACCAUACCGCUACCAGGCCUGCAGGUUCGGGCAGGUUCCAGACCAGCCUGCUGGCCUGCGACUCUUCACUGUGCAAAUUCCCCACAAGCGCCUGCGCCAGCCCCCUCCCUGCUACCUCACAGCCUGGGAUGGCUCCAACUUCUUGCCCCUUCGGACCAAGUCCUGUGGCCAUGAAGUCGUCUCCUGCCUCAAUGUCAGUGAGUCCGGCACCUUCCUAGGCCUGGGCACAGUCACUGGCUCUGUUGCCAUCUACAUAGCUUUCUCUCUCCAGUGCCUCUACUACGUGAGGGAGGCCCAUGGCAUUGUGGUGACGGAUGUGGCCUUUCUACCUGAGAAGGGUCGUGGUCCAGAGCUCCUUGGGUCCCAUGAAACUGCCCUGUUCUCUGUGGCUGUGGACAGUCGUUGCCAGCUGCAUCUGUUGCCCUCACGGCAGAGUGUUCCUGUGUGGCUCCUGCUCCUGCUGUGUGUUGGGCUUAUUGUUGUGACCAUCCUGCUGCUCCAGAGUGCCUUUCCAGGUUUCCUUUAGCUUCCCUCCUUCCUGGGAAUCAGGAGCCUGGUCACUGCCAUCUCUAGAGCAGAGUGGAGGCCUGAACUCCCUUUGCUCACUCCAUUUGGGUCCACAGCUGAGGUUGCCUCUGACAAGAUGAAUGGGCACUGCCUGCCCUUCUAGUGAAAAGGCUUGGAGUUGAGCUUGUCCUUUCUCUAGAAACAUGUGAAGAUGCCCAAGAGCCUGGAGGCACUGCUGUCCUUCCUGCAGAAACAGUUUCUCCUUCCCUCAGCCCUGUGGCCAGUUCCUCUUCACAUGAAGCCCCUGGCAUUUGCUGGGGAAGGGAAUGGCCUGGUACUUGCUGUUAGGGCAGGAAGGGGCAAAAGGAAGACUUGGGUAGUAAUCUGGGGGUUCAGAUGGGUAGCACUAAGCCAGCCAGCCUAAAGAUGCAAUAAGUUCCUAGGUAGUCUACCCUAACCUUGAGGAAUGGGAAAAUGAACCUCAGCCCAUUAGGCAGGAAAAGUUGAUAUUUAAUAAACAAGGAAAGAGUGAACUGAGACCUCAAA
Molecule: messenger RNA, 2037 nt
Organism: Symphalangus syndactylus (siamang)
Lineage: Eukaryota; Metazoa; Chordata; Mammalia; Primates; Hylobatidae
Gene: PREB
Product: prolactin regulatory element binding
Biological process (GO): endoplasmic reticulum to Golgi vesicle-mediated transport
Cellular component (GO): endoplasmic reticulum membrane
Molecular function (GO): guanyl-nucleotide exchange factor activity; protein binding
Source: RefSeq, a predicted model, not a curated record